AUGAGGGUGCUGACGAACAGCAAAUCGACUCGGCUAGUAUGCACCCUCCCUCCCCGCUGUCUCCAACGAGCCCAACACACAGACUCAACCGGCAGUGCAUCGCCCAACAGCCCCCCACCAAUACCAGACCCCUCAGAUCCCACCGCUCUCGCACACAUCGACUUUGCCCACCUCCUCACCGCCCCGCGCUUCACCGCCAAACCCCGGCGCCGCCCCGUCUCCAACACAAUCCAUCUUGCCGGCAACACCGUCGAAGCCCUGCACGACGCCUUCCGCCGGCACAACCCGCGCGAUGCCUGGAACGUGUACAAACAACUCUUCAAGGAGAAAAAACUCCAUACACUGCAUCCAGACGACCACUCCACCAUGCUCGGCUGGCUGACCUCACACACGCUACCGCGACUCGCGGCGAUCCAUGCCUCGCGAACGAUGCAUAAUCUGCGCACCGUGUGUGGGCACCAACCCGACCUGCGGGACUACCAUGCCCUGAUGCUCUGCCAACUACGAAGCGGGGACUACAGACGUGCGGUGCAGGAGUUCCACCGGAUGCUUGACGCGGGCGAGAAACCCGAUAUAAGAGCAUACAACAUGGUAUUAACCGCGUACGGCCACGCGCGCGAUUGGAACGGGGCGAGGGCGGUGUGGGAGGAGAUGGCGCGGAACGUUCCCGGUGCGCGCGCGGACAUGGACUCGUGGGCGCUGAUGAUCGAGAAUGGCGGGUUAUGUCGCAAGCUCCCGGCCGCUCUCAAACUCUACGAGGAGCUAUCCUCCACCCUGCGCAAACCCGACCGCAAGAUCGUAGAAGCCCUCAUCAAAGCGCACGCUGUGGCGCGCGACCUCAACUCCGCGCUACAUUUAUUCGAAUCGAUUCGGGACAACAGAACAUCCCACCCCGCCGACCUCGAAUCCUACGACGCCAUCCUGCACGCCUGCGAAACCGCCGACAACAUCUCCCGCGCUUCCACCCUGUGGGCCGACCUGCUCGCCUUCUGCGCCCAGAAAUCCGCAGACACAAAACAAGUCGUACCCCUCGCAUCGACAUUCACACGCAUGCUCGCCCUGCACGCGCGGCGCGGGGACGUGGACGCCGUGACGAGGUUAUUUGACCAGCGGCAGAAGGCUUAUAUACCCGAUUUGGGCAGCUGUCAGGCGCUGGUGAGGGCGUUGGGGGUUAGGGGACGGUGGAGGGAGUGUGUGGAUGCGUAUGAUGCGAUGGUGAGUAGGGGACAUAUGCCGGACCCAGAUGUUGUGAGGCUUGUGAUGGAGGCGAGGAGGGAGUUGGGAGUAUAA
Fimicolochytrium jonesii is the source of this 1290-nucleotide messenger RNA. RefSeq lists its product as uncharacterized. The record is from RefSeq and is a predicted model, not a curated record. The transcript has a single exon. Gene Ontology annotation, molecular function: protein binding. The coding region runs from base 1 to 1290 and encodes 429 amino acids. NCBI's taxonomy places the organism in Eukaryota, Fungi, Chytridiomycota, Chytridiomycetes, Spizellomycetales, Powellomycetaceae.